Messenger RNA from Peronospora belbahrii, 2796 nucleotides. The record is from the annotation of a GenBank genome assembly. Lineage: Eukaryota; Oomycota; Peronosporomycetes; Peronosporales; Peronosporaceae.
AUGAGCAUGUUAAACCGCUUGUCAAGCGUCGUCCACACAGCUGUGUCCGGUGCGGCAUCUGCCGCCGUCUCGGGUGCGCAGAAUUUGCAUGGAAUGCUAAGUGAAGAGUAUCUAAAGUAUUACGAGACACCAAAAGACUGUACAGCGUCUGGGGGCCACGAAUUAUCCUGGAAAAUCUUUCCUGCUAUCCACCGCAAGACUAACAAUGAAUACAGUGUAUUUAUUUUUGAUAAGGAAGAAUUAAAAAGGUUUAAGAGCAAGGAAGCACAAGAUCGUGUCUUAGAAAUACUUCGUCAUGAGAUGAAGACACUGCGUGUAUUACGGCAUCCACACGUGCUUAAAGUUGAAGAGGUUUUUGAGGAAAGCCGCCGCUCAUUGUGUUUUGUCACAGAACGUGUCACGUGCUCACUUGCCAACGCCUGUAAAAACUUCACUAAUAUCGUCAACGUCACGCCUGAGGUGUUUGAAAUUGGUCUUACCGAGUUUGAACUUGCCUGUGGCCUCAUGCACGUGGGAGAAGCGCUCAGCUUCUUGCAUCGCGAAGGACGUCGCGUGCAUCUUAGUCUGGGACCACACAGCAUCUUUAUUACACCUAAGGGUGAAUGGAAACUUGGCGGGAUGGGGUUUUGCCGUAUUGUCGAGCCAGGUCAGACUUCGCGCAGUGAGUAUUAUAGCUUUGACGCCUCGACUGGAGUAAGAAAUCCAGUCACAGGGGCCAUAGAAGGAAGUUGGGAACCUCCGCUUGAAUACUGCGCUCCUGAAUUGGUGACGGAACCGCGUCUGUUUGACAGCAAAGCGGAUAUGUUUUCGCUCGGUCUGCUUGUAUACGAACUAUUUGUACCACCUCGAGCUGAUGGAGGACGUAAUCCUGUGCUUGAUAUGCGUGACGGCAACAAGAUGACCUAUAGCUAUAAGGUGCAGUCUCUACAUCCAAUCUCGUUUCUGUCUUCAGUGCCGACUGCGUUGCAGAAUACGAUUCGCUCAUUGCUAUCGUUGGAACCACCGAAGCGUCCAGAGGCUCGUACGUUCUUAGCAUCGCCGUUUUUCGAUUCGGGUCCCAUUAAGAUGCUUCGUACGCUACAAAGUUUGGUAGAGCUGGAGCCAGCAGCACAGGCAAAGUUUUUGACAACGCUAGCUGAUGCUAUUGAUGGCUUUUCUCCGCGUGUACUUCGUGACAUGGUCCUCCCAGGGCUUCAAUCCGUCGUAAUCAACAAGGCUGUGGCUCCAUUCGUGAUCACACCGCUGCUUAAGAUUGUGGCUAAAGUGGACAAGCAAACGUUUUCGUACUCUAUUGCACCGAUGAUGGUUCCGUUGCUUGCGAUAGCGGAGCCCGUGCAAUGCAUGCUGAUGUUUGUGUCGGAGUUAGAGACGCUCAUCCCAAAGGCUGAGGAUGUCUACAUCCGGGACCACAUUGUGCCCAUGCUCUGCCGCGCGCUUGAUAGCACAGUACCUGAAAUUCUCGACACAGUGCUGAACAAAAUUGUGGACCAGGCUAGUUUAUUCGAGUACCGCAUCUUGAAACAGGUGAUUUUGCCGCGCGUGAACAAGCUCAUUUUAACUCCGCCCCAACCGUCUGUGCGAAUAAAUGCACUGCUCUGGCUGGCCAAGUCUUUCCACGUGUUUGACAAGGACCUGCUGAUUGAAGGUGUACUGCCUACCCUCCAAAAGACUCUUCAAGAGGAUAAGACACCCGCUGCAUGCAUGUGCAUUCUUGGAUGCUAUGAUAAUCUCGGGAAACAUUUAGGUCCAGAGUUUGUCGCAAAACUUAUUAUUCCUGCGGUGUCUCCGCUGUUAUGGGAGCAGACUUUGAAUAACUCGCAGUUUGAUAUGGUGUGCGAAAAGAUUCAAGACAUGCUCAAGGCGGUGAUUAGCGAGCGUGACAAGUCUUUCACAUCGCAAAGUUCUGUCAGUACCGUGACAACAGGCAUCACUGCUGCUUCGGGUAUGUCAGACGCUGUUCGUGCUGCAGAGGCCUCAAAGGAACGGGAGUCAGGUGUUGCUGCAGCUAAUAAGCUACUAUCUGAAGAGUAUGCUUUGAAGAAAAAGCAGUCGGAGCUUGAAGGCGGACAGAAUAGACCCGGACGAUACUCGGAUGAUCCGUUUUAUCUUGGCAAUCCGAGCUCAUCUUCUAGCAGCAAGACCCAGAGCACCAGAACAGAGCGGUGUGACUCAGGUAGCCACCGCAAGUCAGCAGCGGAGCGUGCGGAGUCAUUUUCUGCUCGACGGCGGGCAGGCAAAAAAGGCAAUGCACGGUCCUCCCGCCGGGCUAGCAAUAAAGAAGAUGGAGACGCUGAUUUGCUUGGAUUGGAACCGAGUACCACUAAGUCGUUAAGCACGUCCAACGGCCUCCUUGACACAAGCGACUUGCUGACUGCUUUGCCUGCUGCGAGUGUUCCUUCCUUAAGCUCAAAUAGUGGCAAUGGCAGCGCGUUUAGUGGCACCAGUUUGAACAUGAGCGUUGGUACUACUCAGCCAGGAAAACCAACAUACUCAAGUCAAAGUACCAUGGGGAUGCAGACCAGCGCAAUGGGGCAGCAGCAGGGCAUGGUGCUCUACGGUCAAAAUAUGGGUAACGCGAUGAUGAUUCAGCAGCAGCAGUACAAUUCAGGCAACAUGCAGAUGAUUCCUUACGGAAUGAAGCAGCAAGCAUCGCUCGGCAGUGGAGUCUAUGGCCAAAAUAAUGUGGGUCUCGCAGGUCCUGGACAGAUGUUGCAAAUCCAAGCGUCAAGUCACGAUCAGUAUGCGCUUCAGCAACAGCAAAGCGGGGACAAGUUCAGCGCCUUCGACGGGUUGUAG